CGCGCGCGCGGUUCCUUUAACACGAUGGUGCUGCUGUUCCCAUCUCCGCCCCUUCCCUUCCUCGGUGGCUCAGCAGCCCGCUCUCGACUCCAGGCCCGGGGAAAAACAAACGGCGGCAGGAGCAGCCUUUGCUGCCCACUGGAGCUGGCGGCCCGGUGGGGCGCGGCCAGCGCAUGAGGGCAGCGGGCGGAGGCGCAAGAGGAGGAGGCGGGGGUGGCGGUGCGUCCCUCCCGCCCGCCCGGGCACAGGCAGCCCCCGCCGCCGCUCCCUGUCGGGGCCCGGGAGGCUGAGGCCGCCGCGCAGCGCCCGGGACAUGCGGCCUCCCCAGCCGCAGCCAUCGCCGAGGAGACGGGGGACAUGAGGCUCCGCAAUGGCACCUUCCUCACGCUGCUGCUCGGCUGCCUCUGCGCGCUCUUCUCGCUCUCCUGGUACGGAGCCUUCGGCGGGCACAAAGGUGACGUUGUGGAUAUCUAUCAGCGAGAGUUCCUAGCGCUCAGAGACCGCUUACACGCUGCAGAACAGGAGAGCCUCAAGCGGUCUAAGGAACUGAACCUAGUCCUAGAUGAAAUCAAGCGAGCCAUCUCCGAGAAGCAGGCCUUGAGGGAUAUAAACCGGACAUGGAGCAGCUUAUCUGAUGAAACAAAAUUAAAACUGUGGAAUAUCACUAACAAAAAUGUGCUGCAUCUCCCCACCAUCUUUCAUCAUUUGCCACAUUUGCUAUCAAAAGAGAAUAGCCUGCAGCCGGCUGUGCACGUGGGACAGGGGCGCACUGGAGUUUCAAUAGUGAUGGGGAUCCCCAGCGUCAAGCGGGAAGUGCAUUCCUACCUUACAGAUACCCUAAACUCUCUAAUCUCAGAGCUCAACCAGCAGGAGAAGGAAGACUCUGUCAUUGUUGUUCUGAUUGCGGAGACAGAUCCACAGUAUACAACUGGAGUGGCAGAGAAUAUCAAAAACCUGUUCCCCAAUGAAAUACAUUCUGGUCUUCUAGAAGUCAUUUCCCCUUCUCCACACUUCUACCCAGACUUCUCCCGCCUCCGAGAAUCUUUUGGUGACCCCAAGGAAAGAGUCAGGUGGCGGACUAAACAGAACCUCGAUUACUGCUUUUUAAUGAUGUAUGCACAGUCCAAAGGCAUUUACUAUGUGCAGCUGGAAGACGAUAUUGUAGCGAAACCAAACUAUCUCAGCACAAUGAAGAACUUUGCUCUGCAGCAACCCUCUGAGGAGUGGAUGAUCCUGGAGUUCUCACAGCUCGGGUUUAUCGGAAAGAUGUUCAAGUCGCUGGAUCUCAGUCUGAUUGUGGAAUUCAUACUCAUGUUCUACAAGGACAAACCCAUUGAUUGGCUCCUUGAUCACAUCCUCUGGGUCAAAGUCUGCAACCCGGAGAAAGAUGCAAAACACUGCGACAGACAGAAGGCAAAUCUGAGGAUCCGAUUCAAGCCCUCGCUUUUCCAGCAUGUAGGAACCCACUCCUCCCUUGCUGGCAAAAUACAGAAGCUAAAAGACAAAGAUUUCGGAAAGCAAGCUCUUCGAAAAGAACAUGUCAACCCUCCUGCGGAGGUGAGCACCAGUCUGAAGACCUAUCAGCAUUUCUCUUUGGAGAAAGCGUAUUUGAGAGAAGAUUUCUUUUGGGCAUUUACCCCCACGGCGGGUGACUUCAUACGUUUCCGCUUCUUUAAGCCACUCCGUAUUGAACGGUUUUUCUUCCGCAGUGGCAACAUUGAACACCCUGAAGACAAGCUCUUCAACACGACGGUGGAAGUCUUACCUUUCGAUAGUCUCCAGUCCGAUAAGGAAGCCCUGCAGGAGGGAAGAGCAACAGCAUUCAAGUACCACAGGACAUCUGAUGGUUACAUACAGAUAGGCUCCUUUUUGAAGGGCAUUGCUGAAGGAGAAGUAGACCCUUCCUUUGGGCCCCUGGAAGCAAUACGGCUGACCAUCCAGACGGACUCUCCUGUAUGGAUAAUCUUGAGCGAGAUAUUCCUGAAGAAAGCUGACUGAGCUAUAAGUUACUGGCGUAAUGCACAUCAUGGCAACUAGCUCUUCCUUUCCUCUGUGGAACUGCAGACACUGCAGAAAAUGAGCAGCUUACUCAGAAAGCAAAGGUGUGUCCUUGAGGGUACCUGCUGCUCCAGGAACAGGAAGAAAAAUCUGGCGGUGGUACUUGGCAGGACCUUGCGUUUCCUGACCAUACUGACUAGGAGAAGAGAAGUCUUUUUCACACAUGGGUGCGGGACUGAAUGAAAUGAAGCAGCACUGUUUCCUGACCUGUCUCUUAGCUGGCUGCCUCCGCAGCUGCAAGGAGAACCAUGGAGAUGAACUUUCUGUGUAAACGAUUUCUGUUUGUUGUUACCUUUGAGCAAGGACCACUCUGUCCCCACGACUCUUCCUUCCCCUGAGUGUUGAUUCCUGAAUGUAUCACUAAAGGGGUGCAUUAGAAAUACGGGUUUAAGCAGUGAGAAGGCUGAAGAGGACAACUUGACUGUCAAGCUCUUGCAAACCACAGAGCAGCACUGAGGUAAACUGGGAGGAAAGUAAACUCUGCCGCCAACCUUUUAAGUUAAAUACACACACACACACACAACCCCCAGUUGCUCCGAACCACACCUGAGACUGAAAUAUGAGGGGUGAUUGGUCUUGGGGGGCGGGGGGGAGGUGAUGUGCAGAGGUGACAGAAUGGCAGGGAAUUAAAAAAACAAACCACACUGUGCCUGCCAGGGUUGCACAUGGCCCCUUCAUACAAUACAGUUAAUACUGAAGUAUCCAGUGUCUUCAUGCCUUGAGAAUGAGUGCAGAGCCCAUCCUUUUAGGUCCAUAUCUGUUAUUUACUGGUUGGUGUGAAUUUUGGAGAAAAGCAUUUAGGCCAGUUCUCAAAUGGUAGGAAUUAGAGUGUAAUUUAAAAGCAAACAAGCCCAAUGUCUCUAGCUAUACACUGGAAUGCAUUAUACUACUUUAACGUGCUGUAUUUUUUAUUAUUGGAUACAUUUGAUUUUUUCAAGUAUAUAUAUAUAUAUAAAUAUAUAUUAAAAUGUGCACUGUAAAAUUUUAAUUCGA
Molecule: messenger RNA, 3051 nt
Organism: Hemicordylus capensis (graceful crag lizard)
Lineage: Eukaryota; Metazoa; Chordata; Lepidosauria; Squamata; Cordylidae
Gene: MGAT4B
Product: alpha-1,3-mannosyl-glycoprotein 4-beta-N-acetylglucosaminyltransferase B
Exons: 15
Coding region: 358-1998 (546 amino acids)
Biological process (GO): protein N-linked glycosylation
Cellular component (GO): Golgi stack; endoplasmic reticulum-Golgi intermediate compartment; endoplasmic reticulum
Molecular function (GO): acetylglucosaminyltransferase activity
Source: RefSeq, a predicted model, not a curated record